Fraxinus pennsylvanica is the source of this 549-nucleotide messenger RNA. The record is from the annotation of a GenBank genome assembly. NCBI's taxonomy places the organism in Eukaryota, Viridiplantae, Streptophyta, Magnoliopsida, Lamiales, Oleaceae.
AUGGAGAAAGGAAAAGAAAAUCACACAGCUCACUGUUUAAUCUUGCCAUAUCCAAUCCAGGGACAUAUAAAUCCUAUGCUCCAAUUCGCCAAACGCUUAAGGCAUAAACACGUAAAAAUCACUUUAGCCGUAACAAAAUUCUUGAGCAAAACCGUGCAAGAAUUUUCAGGUUCCUCCAAUAUUUCCCUGGAAACAAUCUCUGAUGGAUUUGAUGAAGGAGGGAGGGCUGAGGCUGAGAGUUCAGAAGCAUACCGGGCUCGGUUUCGUCAGCUAGGAACAGAAACUUUAUCAGAACUCGUAGAGAAGCACAGAAUAGAUUGUGCUGUAGAUUGUAUAAUUUAUGAUCCGUUUCUUUCAUGGGGUCUUGAUGUAGCCAAGAAAUUUGGAUUAGUUUCUGCUGCUUUUUUCNAAAAAAUCUAUCUCAUGUCCGGUACUACAUGGAUCAGAGAAAGUAGGGUUCCUCUCCAAAUUCCAUUCGAGCUAAAAUUGAUUAAUUGCUUGGACAUCAACCCUGGAAGAAUUCACUUUAGGCUUAUUGGUAAUCCAUGA